Dictyostelium purpureum is the source of this 648-nucleotide messenger RNA. RefSeq lists its product as uncharacterized. The transcript is spliced from 4 exons. The coding region runs from base 1 to 648 and encodes 215 amino acids. The record is from RefSeq and is a predicted model, not a curated record. NCBI's taxonomy places the organism in Eukaryota, Evosea, Eumycetozoa, Dictyosteliales, Dictyosteliaceae.
AUGAUAGAUGCCCAUGGUACUUUAGCAAUUAAUGAAGAAGGAAGAGUUAAGUUAAAUAUUUCACAACAAAAUGCAGACCAUAAAAGCUUCAUUGAAAUGAAGACAAAAUUAACUGGUAAAAUUAAAAUCGAUGAAAAAACAAAUACUAUUAGCUUUUUAUUAAAGGAUGUCAAUAGUGGUAUUAUUAGAGUUAUGAAUAUUGAACAGGAGAAAAUAUCCCCAACCAAUGGCUGGGUAGUUGGAAUGUACGAAGCUUUAUGCCAUGCCCAUAUAAAUAUGAAAGAACUCCCUUUGACUUUAACAUUUGAACAUGACAACUAUGAAAUUAUGAAGAGAUUAUCAAAAGCAUUAAAAGGUAGAUUGUCCCAAAAUGAAAUAACAGGUAAUAUAAAAAAAUCGACCAAACUCAAGAAAUCAUAUAAAGUGACAAUAGAUCCACCAAUCGAGCCACCAAAACUUAAACCAGAUAGAGAAUCAGAUUUUUAUAAUAAGCAAUAUCAAGAUGAAAAAUUAAAUAUUUGGAAACAUUUUAUUAAAGAAUAUGAUAGAAUAACAAAGGAAGAAAGAGAAAAUGAAGAUAAUGAAGAUGACGAAGAUUAUGAAGACAAUGAAGACAUUGAAGAUUAUGAGGAUAGCAAACAAAGAUAA